AUGGCUCGAGUGGGCAACAAUGUGACUUCCUUCAUCAGACACAUCUCAAAUGUGCUGAUACGGGGCACAGUUAGUGGAGAAGAAGAGUUCCCUAACUGUGACAUCAAGGACAUUGAGGCAUGCAUGGACUUCACAGAACCACUGAAUGAGACACUUCAACAUAGUCAACCUGCACCUGUGGCAGCGCCGAGAACUGCAGAUCCAAUUAUGGGGCUAGAAACGGAGGUAUCUCAACUGAAAGGACACAACAACAGUCUUGAGGCAGAUAUGAAAUCUCAAAAGAUAACUCAAGAGCAGUUGGGCAGUAAGAUGCAACUACUUCAGUCUUUACAACACCAGAAACAGGAAAUGGAUGAUCUUAAAUGCCAGCAAGAGCAAAUGAAUAUCACACACACCCAGCGCUUUUCAGCCAAAGACGAAGAAAUUAAUCUGCAAAAUACAAAACAACAAAUCCAAACCCACCUGUGUGGAAAACGAGAAGACAUUCAAACAGACCGUGAUGUUUUUCAAACAAGAGAAGUUGAGUGUCUUCGUACAGAAAACGGAACCGAAAAGCCUGAUUCAUCUAAACUGGAGACGGAAAGGUUAGUGAAAGGAAUGAACGAACAAGAACUGGAGAUGAAAGUUCUGCAUGACCAGAGUAUGACUUUAACUGAACGGAUGGAUCAGCCGUCCAUCAGUGAGGUGGGCAGACUCACUCACAUCAUCCAGCAGGAAGACGUGGAGGUGCCGGGCCUUCAGCCUACAACAGCUCCAGCUUCUCACACCCAGGGUGUUGCUCACCUUCAGCAGCAACUGCCAGCGCCUGCUUUGGAAACCCAAGAAAUAUCAGGUGUUUGGAAAGAGGCGGCUCGGAAAAACAGCUAUUUAGAAGGAGAGUAUCACCAUCCAAUGGAUGGAACUGCUGACAACGAAGGAGGCCUGUGUAAGCUGCAAGAGGAAAAUAAAAACUCAACCACUAGUAGUGGUCAGGAGAGGUUUACAGACAAUGUUCUGAAGUCAACACAUCUCAAUCAAGAAAAAGAUAUUGAAAUAGAUGCAUUAAGUCAGAAAUGUCAGCCUUUAGCGACCAUUCUGCAAACAUCCAGCACCGGUCAUGACCUUGAAAAUAUUGCUAUCUAUCAGUAUGAGGAGCUUCCACCAGAACCCCAUAUCUUAAAACAGCCCGUUAAGAAAGUGGAAGCAUGGAAAGAGCAGCUGGUGACCACAGUGCAAAAUGUGCAGCAGGGGGCACCCCAACCCCAAGAAGAACUUCCUCAACUUCAGGCAAAACUUUUAAUUGGCAGUGAUGACGACUCUCAGUGUCAGAUGAACUGUAGAGACCUGAUGCAAAAUUAUGAAGGGCGUAAAACUCAACUCAAAAACCUGGGGCAGGAGUUAGCACACACGCAGCGCAGCAGCGCAGAGCUCUGCAGGGGCAAGGAGAGUCUCUUCCCACAGCCGGAUAUUUUACCCCAGUUGCCCAGAGAGGCACUUUCUUCACACUCUGCAGAAUCUCUCCAUGCAAGUGAGUCUGUUCUAUCGACCGAGUCUUCUAAAUUGCUCCGGCAAGAGAUCGAGAAGCUGAGAAAAGCGCUGCAGGAGAAAGAUGCAGCCAUUAGAUCCCUCCAAGAAGACAAUCAGAGACUGUCUGAUUCCACUGCUGCCGCCUCAGAACGAGAAAGAAAAGAACAUGAACAAAUGCGUUCAGAAAUUCAGCAGCUGAAGGAGAAACAAAAUGUCUUAGACAGGUUACUUAGGGGAACAAAUCUUUUCAUCAGAGCGAAAAACAGUCUAAUCCGUUCGUUGAGAGAAAACCUCACGAAAAAAAUGAAUAAAAAUGAACUUCUGAGGCAGGCAGUGAGAACUCUCAAGAAGAGAGUAUCAGUUUUAGAAACGGAUAUGGAUGAACUAAAACAGGACAAUGAAAAAAUUGCUGAAACAUCCAGGGAAAAGGAAAUAGAAUAUCAGGAAGAAAUCAAAGAACUUGAAAAACAAAACGUGGUCCUCCAGGAAAGGCUGGAUUAUUUCCAACAGAAAUGCAUACAUUUAGCCAGCAGCACAGAAGGAAAAGUGGACAAACUCCUCAUGAGAAACCUCUUCAUUAGAUAUCUUCAAACACCAAAACACAGAGAACAUGUAGUGUUACAAGCCAUGGGAAGCAUCCUGGGUGUCACAAGGGAGAAAAUAGAGCAGUGGUGUCAGGAAGAGCGUGGCGCCGUUACCAGGUGGACGACUGGGUGCCUUGGAGGAGGAUCCAGAAGUAUCCCCAGAACACCACUGGGCCUGAAUCAGCAACCUGCCCUUAACGGUUCUUUUUCAGAACGUUUUGUCAAAUUUCUUCAAACAGAAUCUCUUUCAUCUACUCCUCCAACAAGGCUCGCUCCUCAUAAUUCUCCAGGACAGAUCGAACUAGUUUAAAAUGUACAACCAAGUUUAGCAAACAUCCCAGCAUCCAUACCCAGAGGAGCAGAUGCCAAUCCCUGUUCCUCUGCUGUGUCUCUUAGGAGCCUGGCUGGACUUGGACCUGGUGGGUCGGGACAUCGUCUGUCAAAUGCUGCUGCAGUGGCUUUGCCCGCAUCUGCACCUGCACUGAGGUCACCUGGCCGUAGUGCAGGGGCUGGGCUGAAAGGCUGUGAAAGCAACGGAUGAUCCUCAGAGACUAUGAAAGAUGCAGCCACAAUGUGUAUCUACAUUAUCACUAAUGACCUUUUGGAAAGAGUCAUUUCUUUUUCAGUUUUCCUUUCUUUAAAUUUAAUAAAACUAUUGGAAGA
Messenger RNA from Sapajus apella (tufted capuchin), 2753 nucleotides. RefSeq names its product thyroid receptor-interacting protein 11-like. Gene Ontology annotation, biological process: Golgi organization; endoplasmic reticulum to Golgi vesicle-mediated transport. Gene Ontology annotation, cellular component: Golgi apparatus. The transcript has a single exon. Gene Ontology annotation, molecular function: small GTPase binding. Lineage: Eukaryota; Metazoa; Chordata; Mammalia; Primates; Cebidae. The record is from RefSeq and is a predicted model, not a curated record. Bases 1 to 2400 code for a protein of 799 amino acids.